ACAAAGACCCUUUUUUUUUUUUUUUUGGGUGGAAAAGAAACAAAGACCUUGAUACUUUGAUUGAUUGAACACUUUAAAAACCCAAAACUCUCACGUUGUAAACGCUGUCUGUCUCCUCAAAGCUCUUUCCGAUUUCUGCAGCAAUUAAUUUGUCCAAUACUUUUGAGGGCUUUGGAGGAGGGAAGCAAUGCCGAAGGGUUCUAAGAGCAAGUGUGGGUCGGCAUCGCACCAGCUCUUGAAGGAGAAGGCGAAGAACAGGGUGAAUGAUCUUGAAGGGAUGUUCACUGACCUCCAGUCUGCAAGGAAGGAGCGGCGAUCUAAUGACAUUGCGGUUUUGGAGGAGCGAGUACAUCAGAUGUUGCGAGAGUGGAAAUCCGAGCUCAAUGAUCCGUCCCCGGCUUCCUCUUUAGUUAGUGGUAGUCUUGGAUCAUUUUCAGAGGAAUUAGAACAGCUAAUGCAACAGUGGGGCGAGGAAGAUGAUGCAACUAGUCCAUUAAAAGAACUGGCACCAUUGAAACGUGAAGUUGAUCUUCAAAACUUUCAUGACAGCGAUUUAACAGCAUUUCCAGAGGAUUGUUUUAUUAAUGAACAGCCCAAAGAAGAUGGUUUUCAAGGUUUUGAUCAAUGCAAAGCCUCUGUUUCAAGUGUUCACAACAAGGUUGUUAAUAACUCACAGUUUACAAAUCAGUUGGAUAGUCAUCAGUUCAAUAUACUGCAGGACUUUGAGCAGAUCACAGGGGUUAAUAACUCAAAUUUGAGUACUCAGUUGGAAUGUCAUCAGUUUGAUUUACAUCAAGACUUUGAUUAUGGGCUUCUCAUUGGAGCCAAUGACACUGAACAGUGUGAACAGGAUACUAUGCCCAACAUUAUGCCAAAUAUCUGCCCUCCACCAUCUGCUUUCUUGGGACCAAAAUGUGCUCUAUGGGAUUGUUUCAGGCCUGCUCAAGGAUCUACAUUGUGCCAAGACUAUUGCAGUAGUGGUCAUGCUGUUCUAGCAUUAAAUGAGGGUCUCCCUGGCAUGACUCCAAUUUUGCGACCUGGAGGCAUUAGUUUGAAGGAUGGUCCAUUAUUUUCUGCUCUUAGUGCUAAGACACAUGGAAAGGAAGUGGGCAUCCCUAAAUGUGAAGGUGCAGCUAAUACAAAAUCUCCGUGGAAUGCUCCUGAGCUAUUCGAUCUUGCUUUCCUUGAGGGUGAAACAAUUAGGGAGUGGCUCUUUUUUGACAAGUCUAGAAGGGCAUUUGAGAGUGGAAAUAGAAAGCAGAGGUCAUUGCCAGACUAUAAUGGACGUGGUUGGCAUGAAUCAAGGAAGCAGGUGAUGAAGGAAUAUGGUGGGCAGAAGAGGUCCUAUUACAUGGAUCCACAGCCUCUUAACUGUCGUGAAUGGCAUUUAUAUGAAUAUGAGAUCAGCAACCAUGAUGCUUGUGCAUUAUAUAGAUUGGAACUCAAGCAUGUUGAUGAAAAGAAGAGUCCUAAAGGGAAAUUGACAAACGAUUCGCUUGCUGAUCUGCAGAAGAAGAUGGGAAGGCUCACUGCUGAAGGUUCUCCAGAUAAUGGACACCCCAUUAAGAGCAGGACAAAGGUUAAUAAAAGGCCUGAUGCGGGAAAUGCUAAUUUUGCUCAAAAUCAGACCACCUUGAACUCCGAAUCACUGACUGAUGGUUUAAGUGCUCCAUGAAAUAAUCCAUGACUGCUAUGGUACAUAUUUGAGGAGUCUUGCCUGCAUAUGGAAACUAGUACAUAAGAUAGACGAGGCUGAAUCAACUUUUCACUGUAGAAACUGGUGGAAUUUCUGAACUGUGCUGACAUAUAAAUGAUAGUUUGUUUCUGGUGAUCAACCGCAUGAGCCCCCCUUUUGUUACCAGGGGACAAUUCUGCUUGCUAUAUUACCUGUCUAGAGGUUCGUUUUGGAUUUCCCUUUUUAAGCUGGUGGGUAUACUAUAAUUUCUGAUUGACAGUUAACAUAUAGUCCUAUAGGCUUCUUCUACUUCCAAUGAGUUUCUAAACCAUGGGGUUGGUGCUAGUGAAGAUUGCUAGAAUUGUAUAGGGGAAGGGAAAUUGUUUCUGUAUUUGCUUCCUCCCUGCAUCUUGCUGGUUCAUUUUGUAGGUGAUGGGACACAAAAUAUUUAAGAUUAUGUUCAGGAAAUUUAUUUUGCUGGCUGUACCA
This is a messenger RNA of Quercus robur (English oak), 2164 nucleotides long. RefSeq names its product transcription factor VOZ1-like. Gene Ontology annotation, biological process: positive regulation of long-day photoperiodism, flowering; regulation of DNA-templated transcription. The record is from RefSeq and is a predicted model, not a curated record. The transcript is spliced from 5 exons. Bases 188 to 1675 code for a protein of 495 amino acids. NCBI's taxonomy places the organism in Eukaryota, Viridiplantae, Streptophyta, Magnoliopsida, Fagales, Fagaceae.